Cygnus olor (mute swan) is the source of this 11759-nucleotide messenger RNA. RefSeq names its product calpain 5 (gene CAPN5). Gene Ontology annotation, molecular function: calcium-dependent cysteine-type endopeptidase activity. The record is from RefSeq and is a predicted model, not a curated record. Lineage: Eukaryota; Metazoa; Chordata; Aves; Anseriformes; Anatidae. The transcript has 17 exons. The coding region runs from base 7079 to 9004 and encodes 641 amino acids. Gene Ontology annotation, biological process: proteolysis. Gene Ontology annotation, cellular component: cytoplasm.
AUGUCCAAUCCCCUCUUUUUUUCCCCUUGUUUUUCUUUACUCAGGCUGUUAAAAUGAUAAAACUGAAGCUAUUUAUUUGCAAUACUUUAAUCCCUGUGUUCCUAACCAGGGGCCCAUGAUGGAGAUGGUCACUGCCGCCUUGGCAGGGGACCUUUGGUGCUCUGUCAGUGGCGAUGUUGAGGCUGAUAGGACUUCGGUCGCCCGAAGUGGUGGGUCCAAAGCCAGCCUGAGCUCCAGCAAGGCUCCUCUGAUGGGUCCCCACCAGGACAGGACAGACAGACAACGCUGCAGCUGUCCUGGCAUGGAAAAGAGGAUCAACAGAAGCAGGACAAAGACGGGUCUGCGGAUGUGUGGAUCCACCCUCAGCCACCUGAGAGCACGAGAGGGUACGACGUGGUGAGAACUGGAGCUCCAGGAGGUUCUUUGCACCCAGAGCAGGAACAGGGCUGGGAAGACGUCGUUCACCUUGUGCACAUGACGGGACCCCACGUAUGUCAACAGGGACCUGACAUAUGGAGCACCACGUGUGAUGGAUAAAACAUCACAACCUACAAGCAGAAACCUCAUGGAUUUACCAUAAACCCAUUUUGCAAGCGGUCCUGUUAAGCCAGCACCCUGGUUCCUAAAUCCCUUACCAGGAAUUUGGGUUCCCUGCGCUGGGUUUCUCACCUGGCUCCCACGCAACACCCGCUGUAAUCCAAGUAAACCAGUGAAAAACAUCCAGCUUGAUUAACCUGCUUCACUCUGAGACAGGCUCCCUAAUUUGCAUGCGGGAGGCACACGUCGGCUUAAUGGAAUUAGCUGUAAUUAACGCCACCAGAGCUCGGCGCGUGCAGCUCCGGGGGACUGCGCGCCCACAGCACAGCACCCGGUGACACUUGAGCCAUCGAGGGCUCUGAUUCAGUGGUUCCUCAUCACCGAGCUCAGCUGCCGUGUUGACUCACUGCCGGGCAGCGGAACGGAGGAAAUUGGUUAAAAUAUUGCAGCAUUGUGUAAACCUGGGGACAAGUCCAACUUCUCAGCUGCUGUACAGCUCAGUGGGUUUGUCCAUACGCUCACAUCCCGUGAUGUUCGUGGUCAGGAUGGAGUAGAAGUCCCUUUCGUGGACCACGGACCAAGACCACCCAUCCUCUUCAGCUACCAGCACGUGGCACAUCAGCAGCUCCACAUCAGGCCCGGCUUCUUGUUUUCUUGGCUGAUGAGAUGCAAUUUCUGCAGUCGCCUGCCCUGCUCCAGAUAUUGGGCUGCAGGAUUCCCCCCAGCAGAGCCUGGUUUGACAUCAAAUCCUCGUCUACAACUGGAGCAACACCUCGUCAGCUCAAGCCCUGUGUCUCAGACCGUGUUAUUUCACAAUUAACUCACCCUCCAGGAUCGGAGGGUUCCUUGCCUUUUGCUCUGCCAGCAAGCUGCGAACCAGCCUCCUUUAAAGAAACUGAAACCCCCCAAAGGCCAAAUUCUCACCUCGUGUCCACUGCCCGGCAGCCAAGACAUGCGUCCUUGCGCGAGUGAAAGUGGAUAUGACACAGAUUUAAUGAGGCAACAGCUUCCUGGCAGCGCCACAGGCUGCUUAGAAGCUGUAUCAUUAUUCAUUUACUUGACUAAUGCAGUCGUGUUGUGAAAAAGAGAGGGGAAAGCUGUCUGAAGUGCAGAGUACAUGAGAAGGCUUCUGAAAAAUAGAGCUAGAUCAGCAGGGUCUGCUGGAGCUUAGGCAUCGAGCAUGUCUUAGUUUGGAGGUUGGUGGAGAAGCCUUCCCAGGAACCUUCUGAAGGUUUAGGGGCCUCAUCUCCACGCUUUCAAUGUUUUGAGUCUGCCCUGGUUGCAUGGACCACAUCAGAGGACCCCCGAGUGGCUGCUGGUGGUGGGCAGCUCUGGGUCCCUCUGGUGCCACCCUGCUCCAGCAGGGCCACCCCGAGCAGGGAGGCGUUUGAAGUAAGCCUCACGUUCUCCUCCAGAUUUCUGACUGACACAUCCCCGUUCUCUAAAAGUUUGAAAAAGACGAGGAUCAAGGUGAGAUGCCAUCUGUGUCGUUGUUGUCUGUAUUACCGGUGAGUAAGGGGAGAAUCUGCACGACCCAGGUGGCAAGCGGCACUUAUCAGCGGGUCUGGGUAAUUCAUUUUGGCUACAGUGCAGUAUUUUCCCCUAAAAGGUAAGACUCGUGGAGGAGAACAGGGCAGAAGCCAAUCUGUAGACACUGCCAGAGAGGAGCAGGAUUUCUGAGCAUGCAUUUGGGGGCUGUACCCAAGGCAGGGCUCGGGAGGCCUCCCAGGUCCUUACAAUCCCAGCUGAGGGGUCAGACGAGGGCGCUGAGCUGAGCGUUACGUGAAGAAUCACAUCGCUGCCGUUUUCCCCACACCCUGGGCUCCACCUUCCCAGCCAGUCUGGCUGCAGCACAUCAAUCUCAAUUGCACUAACGCUUUUAUGCUCCCCUCCUGUUUGCAGCUAAGCUGAUGAAGCCGAGAUGUAGAGGUGACCUCUCUAAUUAACACCCAGGCAACCUGCCCUGAGCUCUGUCAUCCUAGACAGGCCCCGGGAAGAGGUUGGAGCUGGCUUCCUCACCGAGUGCAGGAGUCAGCACGAGUGCUGGAGCCAUAUGUGCUGAUGUUGGGCUGACAGGGUACAGGGAGAUGCCCUAGGAGCCUCCAGGACAUGUCCUAGAAGCGUUUCUUGCAGAAUAACUCGUUCUAUAAAAACAUCCCCGUUGGAAAUGGGGAGGAAAAUCCCAAAUGAUGAGUUCUCGUGGGGUGAGCGUGUUGGAAUCGUGGCUCCUGGAGCAGGGGGGGUGAAGGGACUGUUGGGCCACGUGGCCAACGUGGCAAAUGGUCCUCAGCCCUUCUGCAACCUCUUUCUUCCCUUGAAAUGCAACGGAUGCGAGUGGCCAACCUCCUGGUGGGUGUUGGAGGUGGCUCGGUCAGAAAUAUAUUGAAGAAAAUGAGUAAACCCCUGGGGAAGUACAUCCUUUUGGAGCCACUGGCUGCUCAGCUCACUGUCUCGUGUUGCAGUGGAUCCUCUGGGUCAUCUUCAGCCCCGUCUUCUUCCAGGAGCUUUGCUCUACGUGCACGACAGCAAGGAUUUGGGCAAGGAGGACAACCCACGAGUGCUACCUGAGGGUCACCACGUGGAAGAACAAAGUCUCUGAUACCAGGUAGUGCUCGAUGUAUCUCCAAAUGAUUUGAAGCAGAAGGAUGCUGCUAUCAAGCAAGAGUUUGGACUCAGUUAUGCCAGCAUACAUCCACAGUUGGCAUCCGCUGAUGCCAACAGCUCUGCCUUCGUCAGCUCUCCGCAUGCUUUUGGGAGCUGCUGGAAAUGGCAUCCUCAGACAUCUGUCUGCUCAGAGCUGAAGGCAGAGAUGGCAAGCGGAAAAAAAAAAUCACAACUGUAUGUUUUUUGGCUCUGGGGUGAAGAGACUCAGCAGGAAAAUUGCCUAAAAAGCUCUUGGCAGGACCGUUUGGAGUCAGCGUUUGCUGGGGCUGCUUCUGACCUGCCAUAAAAAGAGCAGUGGUGCCAUUUGCUCCUUUCCUUCCUCUGCUCCAAGGAACGUGGGCUUGCUGGCAAGCCGCUUGUUUUCCAGACUGUCUUGUUUCUCAGCGUGGAAAACCCCAUGGAAAAAUCAAGGAAGGUCAUUGCCUGGAGCCCUCCUCUAACGCCGUCUGCUCCCCUGCAGAGGUCCAUCCCUGCCAAAGUCCUAGAGGGUUUGUGGCUAGGAGAUGGCAUUGGCUUCCCGGCAAGCCCAACCCUGCUGCUUAUGCCGUGAGAAACCCCAGCAAGGUGGUUUAUCAGCCGUUAUCUGCCGAUACCCUGAGGCUGUGGCAGAGGGCAGCACCCCAUCACCACUGCUGACCACGGCAGGAAGAUGGAGAUUUGCCAUGGCUGUCACUCAGCCCCCUGCUACUUCGAAAUCCAUCAACUUAUGUCUGGAAGAAAGGCUCGGAGAUGUGGGGGGUUCUCUCCCCUUUUAGGAAGAUGGCUGUUUGAAAGCCCAGGCAUAAAGGGCUGGGCUGGGCUGGCACGUUUGAGCUUAAUAUUGCAGCACAUCCCUAAAUGGGGCUUUGCAACGCCACCUUUUUUUUCCAGCACUUGGACUUUUUCCUCCUGAGGUGGCUUAUUCGUACGCAGGCGAGCGCUUGCUCGGGAGAUCAGAUCGAUGCCGGGUAGGAAAGCUGUUAGAGCAAGCCCAGCUCUCCUCUAAUCACACCCUGCUGGGCAAAAGGCUGCUCAGACGGCCAGGGCACGGGGCUGGGGACCCGAGCCUGGUUCCCCACGCUUGUGUGACAUGGUUUCACCCCCGAGGAUUCGAGAUUUAGGGUGAGAGUAAAUGCUCCAGCAGCCCCAUGCUGGAUUUGUGUUACCUGAGUCGCCCUCUGUACAUAUACCCACACGCUCCUUUCCCUUGGGGUUGUUUCCCAGGCAGAUAACCUUCCCUCUCUUUACCUGGUCAGUGUUUUCAGUCUCUUAGCACCUCCCUCUCACCUGCGCCACCAAUUCUCCCCUCCAAUACCCAGCACAAGUUCGCGUCUUCAUCGCUCUCCAACAGCUUCUUGCUGCUCGACUUUUGCUUAAUAGCAGGCAGCCCGUUACAAAGCUCCCUUGAUUUGUGACCGUGUCGAGGUAGGCACCGAUAUGGACAAUUAAGAGCCGAGCACAGUGGUGUGGAUUUCCUGGCAGAGAUCCCAGUUAGCACCAGCUCGUUGCCAGCCAGUGCCACCAGAACUCACGGCCGAUGCCUUCGAUGGGGCAGCGGGGCAGGGGGUGGGUUUUGUUAGGGUUUUCUGUGUAUUAUGGCUUCUACCUUUCAAUUUUUGCAGAAAGAAUAGGGAAAAAAUCAUCUUUUUGACACGGAUCCUUGGAUGGAAAGGUCUCUUCUGGCCUGGCACUGAAGACCUGGCCGUCGGGGUUCUGCUUUCCCGUGGAGGGCCACGCAGUAAGUACGAGGUUUGUUGGCUCCCACUCCCUCCAGGUCAUACGUGCCAGGCUUACUGCUUUUCCUACCCCUGCUGAGCACCUCCCCAGCCACCACAGCAGCAUCUUCAUGGAAGCAGCAUCGCCAAAUUCAGUCCCAAACCAGACUUGAUUUAGGCUUCACUUCUCCAUCAUGGGCAAGGACAGCAAUCUGGCUUCAAACCCCAGAGCUGCCUGUGCCAAAAAGCAAGAGGAGCUGCCGUAGUUCCCCUUUUUUGCUACCAACCCUUUGGUCCCGAUGACCCCCAUAAAUAAAGCAGCUAAUUAACGCCCUUCUCCUCCCACCAGGGAUUGACUGUGACCUUGAACGACCUUGCUUAAUCCAACUUUCUCGACCAGCUAUUUUCGACAGCGAAUAAUUUAACGUUCUUGUGACCCUGGCCUUGUCUCUCUCCUGCCAACUGGCUCUGCAGUGUCAACCAACAGCAAUAAAUAAAUACAUAUCUGCAGAGGGACCUAAAUGACUCCCAUUACUGGAGCAUCUGAAGGCCUGCUUAAAUAAAUCAAGUGAGGAGGAGAUUAUGCUGCAAUCAUGUGGAGAGGAAAAAGGAGAGAAUACAUUCCAGAGGCUGCGAGCGGCGUUGUCAAAUUCGGAAGGAUGCUGCUUAAUCCAAGUGCUCCUGGGCCGUUGGAGGAGUCGUGUUGGUGCCUUCAGAGAGGAGAAGAUGCUCGGCUCGCCCUCACCAGCAGCUCCUGCACUGGCGAUGGGGCCCGCGGAAGCCUCUCCCUGCUUUUUUGUAGGGUGAAGAUGAGGAUAAGGGUGCCAGCCGCCUGCCCCUGCGACUGUUUUCUCCUUUUUCUCCCCUAGAUGUGCCCCUGGGGCAGGGGGGAGCAGGAGCCCUGACCCACCUCCCACCCCGGGGUGGGCAGACCCUUGCCGUCACCCACCCCAGGACCACAGGGUGUGCGACAACCUGUUCCCAGGAGGGCAGAAAACCUCACUAAUCAGCCUGCUUUGGGAUCCCACAGGGAACAACACGAUGCCUUCGCAUGUUGAAGGAACCACCGGCUGCAAUUUGCCUUUUCCUUAUUCCUCCUUUAAUUACAGGCCACGAUUUUAAAGCCUGGGCAUUUAUUUCUUCCCCCUCGUGCAUCCGUCACCUUGCCCCUAUCGCCAAGGCCUCGUGCAUUGGCGUUAAUUGUAUUUACAUCAUUUUCCUUCCCCUGCUGAGGCUGAAAUUGAAAACGCAGCCGAACCUGCAGCGAACUCGGGGUGGCAACGAGAGCGGGCUCGGGCUGCUCGUCCUUGGGGGGAGAAGGGAGCGCUUGGGGACCCUAAUUCAGCGCAGGAGCUUUUCCCUAAAGCUUUCCAGCCUGUUGACAGAAUAAAAACCCGUCUCCUGUUGCUGACUUGUCCAAGGAGAGUCCCUGUUCUCUCUUUUUUUUUUUUUUUCCUUGUUCUUCUGUUGCUGCUCCUUCAUUCCUUCCCUUCGUUCGGUGCUGUACAAUAUCCCCUGGUCCCCAUAUCCCCAUGCCCCUACUUAUCCCCAACCCUAUAACCCCUUAACCUAACCCCACAGUUAAUUAAUAUUGGAGUGUCCUUCACCAAUUAACGCCCAUGGGUGCCAGUUAAAGCACAUCGCAAAUCAGGAUGGGCUCCGUGAUCUCCCUGCCCUGUUUUUAGGGCCAUUACUGAAGAUUUGGGGCUUGGGGUUGGAGGCGUACAUAGGGUCUACUCCAUGUAAGGGUCCCUUACAAACCUUCAGAAAUAGCUUUCACCAUUCUUUUUUUUUUUUUUUUUAAAUCCUUUUGAUGCUGAGUUUUCCACCACGCUGGGGGUGAUGGUUCAGUGCUGUGCACAGCUCGGGCUCUGGAACUAAUAUGGGAUCCUAAAUAUGAUUUUUUUUUUUCCCCGCGUUUUUUCCCUGUGCAAUUUUUGUUGGGGUGAGGGAAGGAAAUGGCACGGAACGGGGUCAUUGCGCUGACCUGGUUCUGAGCACAGCCAGACGAUGGCAGCCCCCAGGCCUGCAGGGCAGAAAGGGAAAGGAGGAGGAGGAGGAGGAGGAGGAGAACAUGAACAAAUGGGGAGGAGAACAGGAGCAAACGGCUUUUGCUGAAGGAGAAAACACCACACGCGUGGAACCAGAGGCUCUGGCAAACAAAUGAGGGCCGGUGGGGAAGGAUGUUUUCCUCGGUGAAGCCGUACGAGAACCAGCGCUAUGCCUCCCUGAAGAAGGAGUGCCUGCGGCGGAAGCAGCUCUUUGAGGACCCUCUCUUCCCCGCCAACGAUGACUCGCUCUUCUACAAGUCAAGGAUCCAGGGCAUCCAGUGGAAGCGGCCAAAAGAAAUCUGCGACGAUCCCCGUCUCUUUGUGGACGGGAUCAGCUCCCACGACUUACACCAGGGCCAGGUCGGAAACUGCUGGUUCGUGGCUGCCUGCUCCUCCCUGGCGUCCCGCGAGUCUCUGUGGCAGAAGGUCAUCCCGGACUGGAAGGAGCAGGAGUGGAACCCCGAGAAACCGGAGAGCUACGCAGGGAUCUUCCACUUCCAGUUCUGGCGCUUCGGGCAGUGGCUGGACGUGGUCAUAGAUGACCGCCUGCCCACACUCCACAACCAGCUCAUCUACUGCCACUCCAACUCCAGGAACGAGUUCUGGUGCGCCUUGGUGGAGAAAGCUUAUGCCAAGCUGUCAGGCUGUUACGAGGCCCUUGAUGGAGGCAACACAGCAGAUGCGCUGGUAGACUUUACUGGUGGGGUCUCUGAACCAAUUGACCUGACCGAAGGGGACUACAUCACCGAUGAAGCCAAGCGAAACCUCCUGUUUGAGCGUGUGUUGAAGGUGCACAACCGGGGAGGCCUCAUCAGCUGCUCCAUCAAAGCCACAUCGGCGGCUGACAUGGAGGCCCGCCUGGCUUGUGGGCUGGUGAAGGGCCACGCGUACGCGGUGACAGACGUGAGGAAGGUCCGCCUGGGUCACGGCCUGCUCUCCUUCUUCAAGUCGGAGAAGCUGGAUAUGAUCCGCAUGCGGAACCCGUGGGGUGAACGGGAGUGGAACGGACCUUGGAGUGACACCUCUGAGGAGUGGCAGAAAGUGAGCAAAAGUGAAAGAGAGAAGAUGGGGAUGACGGUGGAAGACGAUGGAGAGUUCUGGAUGACCUUUGAAGACUUCUGCAAAUACUUCACGGACAUCAUCAAGUGCCGUCUCAUCAACACAUCCUACCUCAGCAUCCAUAAGACCUGGGAGGAGGCAGUGCUCCAUGGGGUGUGGACCAGAAGUGAAGACCCCUUGAAGAACCGCAGUGGAGGCUGUAUCAACCACAAGAACACCUUUUUGCAGAACCCCCAGUACGUGUUUGAUGUGAAGAAGGCGGAAGAUGAAGUGCUGAUCUCCAUCCAGCAGAAGCCAAAAAGGACCAGUCGCAAAGAAGGCAAAGGAGAGAACUUGGCCAUAGGCUUUGAUAUCCAUAAGGUGGAGCUGAACAGGAACUACCGCAUGCACACCCUGCAGCAGAAGGUGGCCAGCUCCAUCUACAUCAACUCCCGCAGCGUCUUCCUGAGGACGGACCUGAAGGAAGGCCGCUACGUCAUCAUCCCCACCACAUUUGACCCUGGGCACGAGGGCGAGUUCCUUCUCAGGGUUUUCACAGAUGUGCCUUCAGAUUGCCGAGAGCUGACGCUGGAUGAGCCACCGCACACCUGCUGGAGUGGGAUGUGCGGCUACCCGCAGGUGGUGUCCCAGAUCCACGUCCUUGCUGCAGCUGGGCUCAGGAACCAGGACUCCCAAGGAGGAGCUGACCCUUACGUGAUCAUAAAGUGCGAAGGGCAAAAGGUUCGCUCCCCAGUGAAGAAGGACACGGUGUCUCCAGAAUUUGAUGUGAAAGGCCUCUUCUACCGCAAGAAGCCAGGACAACCCAUCAUAGUUCAGAUCUGGAACCACAACUUGAUAAGUGACGAGUUCUUGGGCCAGGUGGCACUCACAGGAGACCCCAGCGACCUGCAGUCAGUGCACACGCUGCACCUCCAGGACAAAGGGAACAGGAGAUCAAAUGAUCUGCCUGGCACCAUCGCCGUGAGGCUGCUCAGCAGCAACGUGCUCACCAAUGUCUGAGCCCUCAAGGACUCUUCUCUGGUGCCACAUAUGUAUAUAUAUACAUAUAUAGACGUGCACACGCAUAUAUAUACACCCAGCCUCUCUACCACCUGCAAGUGUAUAUGAACGAUGCAUGCAUUCCACUCAAAGGAGCCAAAUUUGUGUUUUCAAUGUUCAAAAUGGUGCCUUUUGGGGGAACCGCAACGAUCCUUCUGCUGGCGUCCUCUGCAGCCCAUCACCGCCACGCGCCCCGGGGCAUCUCUGCGUGUCCCGACAGCCAGAGCACGAUGCCCGCGUGCUCUUUGUUUACACAGGGGUGGCACGCACGUGCACCAUGCAUCUCCAAUGUGUCUGCUUGGGUUUAGAGUAGGGCACGGGGAGUCUUCUCCCCGUGAAUUGCCAUUUAAUCGCUUAUCCGAGGAGGCCACAUCAGCAAAGCAGAAGUGGAAAAAUAGAUUGGGGCUUUUGGGAUGUUUUCCGGGUUUCUGAAGGAUGCAAAGAUGCUAACGACCGUGGCAGGACAGCUGAUCUCCAGAGCCAGGUUUCUGAGCCGGUCUGGUCUCACCUCCUGUGUGUGCCUCUCAAACUGCCGUGGUGCCUGCUGUCUCCAUCGCUUCGUGCAGUCCCUGUCUCUAGAGCUUGAAUUUGGCUUUUGGUUGAGUGGGGUUGGGUUGUUUGAUGGAUACAUUCAACAUUUAGGUAAGAGGAGAACAGUUCCUCCAAAGUCCAGAGCAUCAGGUCCGAUGGAUGAGAAGCUUUGCUCAACGGGCAUCAGCUUUACUGCUGCAUACAGACCUCCAUCGCAUCGUUUCUCAGUGCUUCACUUUCCCAAGUUCUUUUUGAAAGCCGUGGGGUUUUAUCUUGUGCUAAAGGAGAGGAGCACUACUCCCAGAGCAGCCUGAAAUACUAGAAAUAUUUAAUUCAUACCAGUGUCCAUCUCCCACCUUCAAUUUCCAUCUGCUGGCCUGGAGGAUGAGUUGCACUGGGCUAAAGUCAGUCCCACAAGCACAACCCAAACACGUUUUCAGGGGACUGAGCACGGUCCUGCAGUGUGCAGGAUCAUGCUCUGCUCCUGUUUGCCAUGAACCCUGGGUUUAUCUUCCCUGUUCCACUGGGUGGCAGAAUCCAGCUUCAUUUAAACAUCCCAGAUGAAGGAAAAAAUCCCUCGUCUGCCCCAUCUGAUCAAGGUACAUCGCAUAGCACUUUUUCUUCUGUUGUUUAGGUGUAGGGUUUUUUAUGUGCCUUUCAAAAUGGUGUGAGGUAAGGGUUUUUCUGUGAACUCGACAUGAUUUUCUAACAUGUAGAUCUUUUGCAGUCACCUCCGUGCAAGAGGAAGGGAACACACAUGAUGCAAGGGGAAGGAAACACACAUGAUGCAAUGCUUCCUGUAAAUGGGAUUUUUUUUAGUAGGUAGAAGGCAAUCAUGAUAAAUUCUGGCCUGAGCAGAGUCCUCUGGCUGCAAGGACAAGUGAACACGCAAGCCCUCUACUGCUACAGCAAGUAGGAUUUCUGACUAUCCUGCUAAAUGCCCGUGUUUGUGCUGUAAAGCUGUAAUUUUUUAAAGUCCCUAAAGAUCUGCUAGGUCUGUAACAUGGUAAAUUGUUUCCCAAAGUCAAGUUAGGUACCAGCUCCAAUCCUGGUGCCUCCUGAAGCACCCGGUACAACUUCAUGGAUGUUUGUAGGCUGUUCUCCUUUCCUCAUCGUUAGCUGCCAAGCUCCUUAGGGUACGAAUUGGAUUUUGGGCAGCAUGAUCGAGGGUUAUUCCGAUUUGGUCCUGGGUUUGUGCAUGGGACUCAUCACCGAAAAUAAGUGGAAGCAGCACUGUGGGGCCAGAAAGUCUGCUUUAGGUUUUAGGAGAGGAUCUGGGAUGCCUGGAAAUACCCGGGAGAGGAGGGAGAAGAGCCACUGAUCUGGAGGAGAACAUCACAGGAACGUCACAGGAGCUUUGCACCAUCAGCAGCAGGUGGGGACAGCCAGCGUGCCUGCUCGAGCCUCGUUUUCUCAGGAAAUCAGGCUGCCCAUCGCUUCAGCCUUUUGGCCGGGGUCCCCCCAAAAAUGGCAAACUGCACUGUUAGCCCCAAGGAGCGGUGCUGAAGCUUGCUGGGGGGGUAGCGAUGCCCCGACAUCCACGGCCAGGCUCCUUCCUUCUACAGAGAAUCAAGCCAUAAAGAAAGGCAGCUUUUUAAUACCUUCUUCAAAAAAAAAAAAAUCAUCAUCUUGCCAUAUCAGGACCAAAAGUUUUUAAUAUUAGUAAUAGUUCUGUUCUUUUUUCUUUUUUUUUUCUUUUUUUUUUUUUUUUAAAUAUUAAGUUAGAAGCCUUCUUUCCCCCUUCAUUUCCAAGGGAAUGACAAAAAAUAUCUUUUUUUUUUUUUCUUUUGUUUGUAGAGUGGACUGGGGAGGGCAGUUAUUGAAAUGCCAUUGUGAUUCUCGAUGCCUUUUCUCUUUGAAUGAAGCAAAUGGAAAUAUUCAAGGUUUCUUGAUAAGCCUGCUAAGCACUUUCCAGUCCCCCCGAGAUGGCGUAGGACAUAUCUCUGAUUUAUCUUCCAUUUUUUCAUGAAUCAUUUCAUUGAUUGCAAGUAGCCUGCCAUUGCACUCUGUGAAAUCCUUUUUAUUUUUCAUGUUGUGAGUGUGUUAAACCAGGCUAUGACUUGUCUUCACCUCCAAAGGCACUGAUGUGUCACGCUGCACAAGAUCAGAGAGCGGGCCAAACAGAAAGCCAAUGUUGUACAGCUGUAAACCUCCUAUAAAUAAAUUGGGUAUAUUUUAUUCAGAA